Colletotrichum godetiae is the source of this 1860-nucleotide messenger RNA. RefSeq lists its product as uncharacterized. The coding region runs from base 1 to 1860 and encodes 619 amino acids. The record is from RefSeq and is a predicted model, not a curated record. The transcript has 3 exons. Lineage: Eukaryota; Fungi; Ascomycota; Sordariomycetes; Glomerellales; Glomerellaceae.
AUGUUGCCUUUUUUGAGGAAUAUUCGACGAAUCCAGAUUGGAUUCUUCGAUGACGAUGGGAAGGAAGCGUCUUCAGUGACCUACGACCUCACUCAACUCGAGCCCAGCCACGUUCUACUCAAGAAGAUCAAAACUGAGAAGGCGGCUUCCGAAGAGUUCGUCCAACACUUCACAAUUAUUAGCCAUACAGCGGAGGGAUUGGCAAAGAACGAGAACAGAACUUAUACAAAGUCUGAAGGAGCCUCUCAGGCGUAUUCAAAGUCCGAAGUCAUCCUCGCUUUCCCAAUCUCAGAAAAGCCGGUGCCCAUCAUCGAGCCUCAACAGGUCUACGCUUUCCUCCCAGUGAGACCAGUCGGAUUCAACUUCCUCAUCCAAGCCGACUUUGUCACUGAAGCUAGUCGACAAGAUAUUGUCAAAGACUCACUUUGCAACCUUGGCCUCCUGAAAGCCAUCGCCGAGGCGUUUGCCAGUGCGGCCACAGAGCUUUCCGAGCACGAGGCUUUACGUUACACGUGGCCCGCGUAUUUGCCGAACACGACCGGCUCUUGGGAAAUGUUCUGGCUUUCUCUGGUCGACGAGAUCAGAACAAGUCUGCAGAAAGCGCCUGCUUUCUAUGACUAUAAGGGUUAUGGCUGGCGACUGUUGCGUGAUCUUCUCCAUGCUACUUCGGACAUGUUUGACGAGAAUCAAAAGCUUCUAUUGGAAGACGGUGAUCCAGCAGAGGUCAUUUCACGACAAUAUGGCUCAACAGACCUCAAAAUCUUGAAGAGUUACGGGCUGUGUGACGUCACUCCAGCGAGAUUUAUACGAUGGCUGGGAGCAGAUCUCGCGAAUGGGAUCACAUCGCGGAUGCAGUCCCAAGGAACAACCGACUUAUGGCAUGAGCAGACAGCAGCAAUUUCAAAUUUUGCGCUCAACCAUAGGACCGUUCGCGGAUUUCACGGUCCCAAGAUCAAGGACAUGGACCUCGUUCCUCUUGAAGGCGGGUCUUGGACAUCUGCAUCUUUGGGGCCAAUCUACCUCCCAACUGUCAAGGGUCUAGAUAUUCCUGUUGAUUUAGGCAUGAGAAUUCUAUCCAGAAGAGUAGAAGGCGAGAAGAGAUCUCUGCUUGUUAACUCUCUCGGUGUAAAACCCUUUCUCAACGCGCCUGGUAUUAUCGGGUCAAUAUGGCCAAGUCUGUUCCAAGACACAGUCGGCAUCGGCGAUUGCACCAGCGAGAUCUUGGUUGACGAGUUGAAGCAACUCAAGGCUUCAGAAUGUUGCGAUAUUGAGAGAAUUGGCAACAUUUACCACGCUUUGCACAAGCUAUUACAAAGCAAUACCGGCUCCGAACAGAGCAAUCUCAAGGCGAUCUUUGAGAACGAGGCGUUGAUAUAUGUUCCAUCAGACGAUGCUUCGUCAUGGUACAAAGUAUCGCAAUGUGUUUGGUCCAGCGCAGCCAAAUUGAGAGGAAGAGUGUCACUCACAGACGACUACAAAGAUCUGGAAGAAUUCUUUGUAGGUCAUUUAGGCGUCAGACCAGUGGACCUCGCCAUGGCCAUCGACGAGUUGAGGCAAGUCGCAGUGAGGGACUCAACCACGGUGAAUGAGAUUAAGGAUUUCAUUUGGAUUAUCAAUUCACUACUCCCCUCAGGGAACACUUCUCCUGUCCCGCAGGAUAUCUUGAGGGCCCGGAUCUUCCCCGUCAGAUAUCCCAACGGGCGUGUUCAAGUCAGAGCCUACGACACGGCUUUCUUCAUCAUCGACCGGGAGUCUCUUGGCUCAUCGUUCGAGAGCAAGGUUAAGCUCUUUGACUUUAAACUCGAGCAAGUUGCCCGUCUCCGUCCCUACAUCGAAUGGCUAAAUAUACAAGGCCUAUAA